Quercus robur (English oak) is the source of this 690-nucleotide messenger RNA. RefSeq names its product G-type lectin S-receptor-like serine/threonine-protein kinase At1g67520. The record is from RefSeq and is a predicted model, not a curated record. The transcript is spliced from 3 exons. The coding region runs from base 1 to 690 and encodes 229 amino acids. Lineage: Eukaryota; Viridiplantae; Streptophyta; Magnoliopsida; Fagales; Fagaceae.
AUGGCUACCAACAAUCACCUUCUCAAGUAUCUUUCCCUGCUCUUUUUGUCAUUCUUGUGGAUUCCAUGCACCACAGGACGUGAUAGUCUCAAACCUGGAGACACUCUCAAUUCCUCAAAUUCCCUAGUUUCUCUGAAAAGCAGGUUCGCUUUGUUGUUCAUCCCACAAAACAAAAUUGCUAACGAGAGCUACUUAUUAGGAGUAUCAGACAGUACUUCUAAGUUUACUGUUUGGUACUCCAAUCCAGACUUUCCUAUUGCCAAGGAUUCGGACUUUCUCACCUUGGACAUGUCAGGAACAUUGAAAAUUAUGCGCAAAGGUGGGGAUUUUUUAGUGUUAUAUUCUUCUCUAAAACCUACCAAUAAUACUGUCGCUACUCUGUUGGACUCCGGAAAUUUUGUCUUGAAAGAAUUGUACUCCAAUGGAACUACAAAGUGCGUGUUAUGGCAAAGUUUUGAUUAUCCUAUGAACAAAACGGUUCAAAAAUGGUCAAAAAGAGAUUCGAGGACGGGACAAGAGCUUGGGAUCGGUCCCAGAGUUGGGCGUAUGUUUCCUGUGGACAACCUUCAUCUUCCACCUGUUGCUCCUAUUUCUGUUGAACCCACUAAAGUUGAGGAAGCUCUUCAGGAUGAAAGCUGGGUUGAAGCUAUGCAUGAUGAACUGCUUCAGUUCCAGAGGAAUGAUGUCUAG